Messenger RNA from Brassica rapa (field mustard), 13151 nucleotides. RefSeq names its product basic leucine zipper 8. NCBI's taxonomy places the organism in Eukaryota, Viridiplantae, Streptophyta, Magnoliopsida, Brassicales, Brassicaceae. The record is from RefSeq and is a predicted model, not a curated record. Gene Ontology annotation, biological process: regulation of DNA-templated transcription. Gene Ontology annotation, molecular function: DNA-binding transcription factor activity.
AUUAAUUGAUUCUCUAAAUAUACCACAAGAUUACAUCUUUCUGGUAUCUCAUAUUCUGACGUGUGUCACUUUUUGAUAUAAUCUUCUGUAUAUAGCUCUUAAUUAUUCUUGAAAUCUUGACUAUUGAAUUUAAAAAAUAUCUGUGGGAAUUAAUAUAAGGAUGGGAGUGUCAGAAUGUGAUUUUAUAUUUUUAGUAUUUAUCUAUAUUCAAAGUCAAUAUCUAUACUAUUAAAAGGGAAACAUUCUUAAAACAUCUACUUAUACAAGAUUGUUGGACCAUUUCAUUAGACUAACUUUUUUUGGUCUUCCUUUAUAUAUAUUUAAUGUAUCUAUACUAUUAAAAGGGAAGGAGUUUUAAAAAAUCUACCUAUAAAAAGUUGUUGGACACUUUCAUUAGAUUUAACUAUUUUUUUGGUCUCACCUUAUUUUUCUCUAACUAUACAAUAUUUUUAAUGAAAUCAUUUAUUACUUCUCAUUGUUUAAGAAACUGAAUAUAAAAUGAUAUUUUAUGAAUAUAAAAAUAGACUCUAUGAAUUCGGUAAUAUUUUAUCAAAUUAACUUUCCAUAAAAUUUUUUUAUCGUAUUCUUUGAAUAUGAAAAUUUCACAAACCAAUAUUGCAUUCUAAUAUAGUACUACAUAAUAAUAGAAAUGUUAUUAUUGAAUUCUAUGUUGUUGUAUAAAACAUAGGUUUCUAAGACAACAUUUAUCAUAACAUAUAUAUUUGUAUAAGUUUGUAGACAAGUGUUUGAGCACGAUUUAUAACAUCUGAAAUAUUCUUUUUAUACAAACUUACAUGAAUAUAUAGUCAUUCUUUUUUACAUAUAGAUUCAGUAAUAUUCUGAAAGAAUGCAUUAUUGAUAAGUGCUAACCUAUUUUACCAGCUACAAAUCCAUAUCAUGUAAACCCAAUUAUUAUUAAUGAAAACUGUUGAUGAAAUUUAAAUAAUGUAUAUACAAUGUAUAUAUAAUAUUAACUGACUUUUAUACAAUUUAUAUAUAAUCUUACUAGAAUUGCAAAAUAUUCUAUAUUUAUAUCAAACCAAAUAUUUCAUAUAAAACAACUAAUUAAAUAUAAAUUUUAAACACUUCAGUAAAUAAAAAAUCAUAAAUUUAAAAAUAUAUUAGAAGUUUCAUUCAUCUCUUAAAAUAUUAUUGAAGAUUAUUUAUUUUUCUAUCAGGUCAACGAAAUGUCGGGUCACACUUGAUUGCGGAUUUUUUGAAGUUUACAUGCUUUAAAUUAACGAGUUUUCAUUAAUCUAAACCAGUUUAUGUACAAAUUAUCAUGUUUAUUGGUUCGACCAUAGAUCCAAACUUGAUAAAAAAGUAUUGUUCUCAUCUAAUUUAAAAUAAUUUAUUUUAAAAUAAUAGACAUUGAGUCUGAUCAAACCAUAUAAUGUUUAAAAAAAAUCAAACGAUUAAAAAUAUAAUUACAUUAACUAACUAAAUAAAAAUAAUAAUUUUAUUUUUUGAUAUAAUACAAUUUUGUCACAUAAUAAUGAAUAACAAGACUAAAAUACAAAUUCAUAUCAUAUAUUUUUAUCAGAAAAAUAAUCCGCGCUUUUAAGCGUGGGUCAAAAUCUAGUACUUACUAUUAAAAUAAAAUCAUUCUAAAAAUUUCUUUUUGUAAUACCUACUCAUUAAUAUUUUUUAAUCCUACCUUUAUUUUCUCUAACCAUCUAACAUUUUUAUUAAUAGCCAUAUUAAUACAUGACACAAUAACGGCAAUUAAAGCAAUAUUAUCCUCCACAUAAUCAUAUUAAUAUAUCUUACUAAAUUUAAUACCUUGAUAAAUUCAUUUUAAAAAAGAUUGCGAACCAUAUAUUAAUUUCGAUAUAAACAUUUUAAUCCAUGAUAUAACUUAUCUUUCAAUAUUCACGAUGACCUUUAACUUGACUAUUAAUAUACGGCAAGUACUUAUCAACAAAAUCUAAACUUUUGAACACUGAAAAAAUUAACAUUUUUAAUGUAAUUCAAAAUUGUCAAACAUAUAUCCAACUAUUUACAAAAUCAAAUUUGAUAAAAAAAAUAAGCAAAUCAUCUGUUAAAAAAUUAUAUCUAUUACAAAAAAACUUAAUUUUAUGAAAAUAUUUAUAAUAAAAAUUUAUUAUUUAAGAUAAAUUUUUAAAAAAUAUUAAAACCCUAAAAAUUUAUACUAUUUAGUUAGCUAAAAAUAUGCCAAACAAAUCUUAAAUCUUAUCAAGUGAACAAAUGCAACUCUUAUAAAAUAUACACACAAAUAUAUUGAAAGAGAGUAGCCUUGAGUAUUUGGGUCAUUGGGUUAGGUACGGGCGGUUCUUUUUGAUUUUGGGUCCUUUGAGUCUUAAAGAUUUGGAGCCAACUAUAUAUUUGAUUUUUUUUGGCUUGGGUUUGGGUUAGUUUUCUCGGAUCCAGGUUGGUUCGAACCCAUAAUUUAAAUAUCUCUAAAAUACCUAUAAUUUUCAGGAAUGUAUCGGGUCCGGAUCGGUCCGAAAAAACCGAAGUACCCAAAAACCCAAAAACCCAAAAACACCCAAACCCGAACAAACACCCAAAAAUCCAAACAAAUACCCGAAAAUAUUCAUAUAGUCGAAAACCUAAUUUUACCUAAAUUCAGAUCCGAUGAAACCAAAAAGUUAUCCAAAUACCUGAAAUAUAUAUUUAAACUUUUUUAAAAUUUAUCCAAAACUAUAACCGAAAACUCAAACUUGAAGGUUAAAAGAAUAGCUGUAACAUAAGCAAUAUAUCUGAAAUACCCAAAAAUACCUAAUCUAAACAAAAUAUUUCGCAAACUUUGGGUACCCGAUCGGGUCUCCGGUAAGAUCUAGACCCAAACCGAGAUCGCAUGUCUAAUAACAUACCUAAUAGGCAAUUUGCCCUGUACCCGGAACCGAACCAGACCUAUAUCUUUUACUCGGUUUCAGUUGAGUUUUUUUGGAUCCGGAUAAAAUUUUCAGACCUAAGAGAGAGUUACAAAAGAAUAUAUACAUACAAAAUCUCAAAUAAAGUAAUAACGUAUAAUCACAAAAUACUAAUUCAUAUCAAAUUUUUUUUAUAAUUAAAAAAACCCGCGCUUUCGAAGCGCGGGUCAAAAUCUAGUAUUACAUUAAUGAAUUCUCUAAAAAUACCACAAUAUUUUGUGGCCAAUGAAUUCUGUAUAUGACAUAAAAAAUUAGAAAGCAACUAUAUUAAUGGCCACAAAAGAUUUAUUUUUAAUUCAAAAGUCAAAAAGAAUAAUUAAGAGUUAUUAUAUACAGAGGAUUACAAAAGUAAAAAGCGUCAAAAAUAUGAGAUACCAAAAGAUACAAACAAUAAUCAAAUACUAUAGAAAAUGUGUAUUUAAAAAAAAAUCUUAGUAAUAAAGUAUACUCGCUGAAAAGAUCUCCCAUCAACAAGAAUAGGAGUCAGCUUGGAGAUCGCAGAUGCGGAAAGCCAAGGUGUGUUCCAUGCUUGUUCAGUUCAUCGAAAACAGAACAAAUGUCUGGCCAGUUGAUCGACAAAAGAACAAAUGUCUGGUUGAUAAGAUAAGCCACUGAGCUGAGGGUUGCGAGUAAGUAGUAAGUUGUAAAAGAGAACAAGAAACUUCGAAAGGAAAACUCCAAGACGAGAAAGAUUAUUGGUGAUAUUUGGGCUUAUAAAUAGUUAUUUUUUUUCUAAUGCAGAGAGGCAGGGCCGGCCUGAGAUUUAGCGGACCAUAGCGAUUUAUUAAAGAUAGCAACUAAAAUAUUUUUUUCUACAAAUUUCAGGACUUAAAAGAUUUUUUUUUAGCUUAUAUCUACGUAUUUUUUCAAAAAUUUUGAGAACCUAAAAUCAAUGUUUCAUUCGGAAUUGCCCAAGAUCGGCCCUAUAGAAGGAUUAUCCUGCAACUCGUAAACUUCUUCUUAAGGUCUGUUUUUUAAGACCAGCAUAUACAAUAUUUAACCGAACCUACGAAAUAAUCAAAUAUAUGUUACCAAUAAUAUAUUUAUUGGAUUCUAAAUAAAGUGACGAAUCAAUAGGUCCAUACACGUUGUUAUUUAUAGAUAUAUAAUAAUAAAGGUUGUGAAGAAUUCACUAAAAACGUAUGAAGAAUUAUGUUCUGAAAAAAAUUGUGAACUUUUGGAUAGGUUCUGCUUUUAACCUUUGUUAUGUAUUUCUAUGAACUUAAAUUUUAUUUUGAAUGUUUAUAACUUGAACAACUCCUUAAAGUGUUGGAGUUGUUUUGGAUGUUUGUAACUUGAAACUCUUGUCUUUUUUUUAUGAUUUCCUAAUCGUUUUAGUUGUUUAAUUUAUAUAUCCAAUAUAAUUUAGAUCAGAUUCAAAUUGAAAACCAAAUUGUGAAAUCGAUAUACAUAACCGACGCUAUAAAAUCGCAAAACAGUCGUUAAUUCGUCACUAAGCUGUCAUUCAUCAGUCAUAAAAUAUGUCGUAUAUCAGUUGAAAAAACGAAUUAUUUAUGUCCACACUACGAAAGCGGAGAAAAUACACACCCAAAAUAUAUUAACGUGCCAAAACAUUCCUAAACUAAAUAAGAAUUUAAAUUAUAUACCUAAACUCAUAAUAAAUAGAUAAAGCAUGCCUAUAGCCGGUUAUAUGAUGAUUUAAACUACUUUUUUAUUUAAUUUUUUUUGUAGUUUAGUCCAUAUUAUUCUGUUUUUUGUUAAUAUGCUUUAAAUACUUAAAUAAUCAAAUUUAUUGUAUUUAUAUUUUUAAUUUCAAAAGUACAAUUUUAUUUUCUUGACAAGAUUUUAAUUAAAUUUAAAUACUUAGUUUAAUUAUUUAGCAGAAAUUUAGAUAGUUAUCAUAAACAAAAUAUUAAUUAAUCUAGUUAUUUAAGUAUAUUAUCUACCUUAUUAAAAUAUGAGCAUUAAUUAUAAAUAAUCUUACUCAUAUGUAAUAUUUACUAGAAAUACCACUCAAUUUAUAUUUAUAUAAGAUUUUCUUUAAAAAUAUAGUCAUUCAAAUUUUAAUCAACAUAACUAAAACAGUCAUUAGAAAUUUUACUUUACAGUAGAGAUCUUUAAUAAUAUUACCCUUACUUAAUAAAAAAAGAAAUGGAUACUUAACCAAAUAAUUGAUUCGGCGCUAGGUUAGGGUCAAGCGCACGUCUUACGGCUGUCAUAAUUAACAUUGGUUUUGAUAACUACAAACAAAAAUUAAAAAAUAAUAAUUUUAUUUGUAUUAUAUAUAUUACGCAAUCACAUAAUAACAUUUACAAUUAAAAUAACCUAAGAAAAUAUAGAAAAUUAUUUUAUAAACGUUAAGAACUUUACUGAGAUUAAAUUAGCCUUUAAAUUAUGAUAUUGGUUUAUGUUGUUUUGACUAAAAAAAUUUUGUAUCAAAUAUUUUAAUAUGAAAUAAUAAUAAUAUAUUUAUAUUAUCAAAUAUAUUUUAUUUGAUAAGAAAAAUAUUUUUAUUUCAUAUUUCACCAUAUAUUAAAAUUAAUUUCCAAUGUCAAAAAUCUAAAAAGAAGACCAACUUGAUGAUUUUAAUUAUUUGAUGCACUUUACCAACAAAUAAAACGAUAAGAACUAAAAUAUAAUAACUUAAAAAAUAAAUCAAUGCAUUUUAGAAUGGACUGACACAUGUCAGUUACGAAACAUGUUUUACCUAUUUUUUAUGAGUUUAGGUAUGCAAUUCAAAUUUUUAUUUAGUUUAUAAAUGUUUUGGAAUGUUAAUAUAGUUUGGGCAUGUAUUUUUCCCGCAUAGCAAAAAAAUUAGUAGCAAAAAAAUUGCGACUGAAUAACUACUACCUGAGUCAGUCGAUCACCUGCUAUUGUAGUAGAAUCUCAAAUCAGUUGUUAAAUUUGCGACUGAUUACCUGCUAUUGUAGUAGAAUUUGUAGAAGCAUCAUGAACUCUUUUUUUGUUCUAAACUUACUUUUUGAUGUUAAACUAGUGUUGUUUACUAUUUUCUAUAUUAUAAAACACUCAUUACAUUUAAUCCAAUGUAAUGGAAAAGAUAGCUUAGCUCAUUCGACCACAACUAUCGCAAUUAAACUUACUAUCUUUCUCGAUUAGUAUUAUAAAACAUUCAUUAAAUUAAUCAAUUAUAAUGGAAAAGAUAGCUUAGCUCAUUCGAUCACAACUAUCACAAUUAUGCACCACGAAUUAAAGUUGUAAAUCUCUCAUUGUUAGUGCAAAGAUGACACAACAAUAGGUAAUGCAGAAGGUAAAUCAAAUAGACAAAUCACACAAGCACACCAAAGCUUUUAUUAGAAUCUCCUUUAAACAAUCUUUACAAGACUUACUUAUUCAACUUUUACACGUCUUAACACCCUAACACACGCUACUGAAAGAUCCUAAUCUACCCGCUUAUGUCUCUUCUCCGUCAAGUACUUCAGCCACUGCUUCAGCACGACCCAAAAACACCUCCAAGAGCUUCUCUCUCUCUAUAAGAUCAGCCUCCGUGUCUCUGUCUCUAUACAGACGACCCCAUAGCUAUCUUAUAGUUAUUCUCCAUGUUCCCGAAACCCUAGUCUCCAAGGCAACAUGUAUGGACAUCUUCCAUAACAAUAAGUGCAACUUUCUUUUUUUUGGAAUGCACUUAUUCAUCUUUUUUUAAGUCAUAAACUUGCUCCUCAAGUUUAUUUCUCUUUCCAUAUCUCCAAGAUACUCCCUUGCUCUCCAAGUCUACACGACUCCAGCUCAGCAUCUUGACUCCACAUGGUCUUCACCACUCACUACGACGUCUGUUUCAGCAACUACGUCAGCGACUACUUCAGAACAGACAUCUUACAUCUUCACUCAUUUGUCAACUAUUAAACACUAAAAAGUCUGGAAGAAAGUCACUUUAUGCCACAUUAUUACCCACAAAUUUCAGUAACCAUUGGGUGCGUCUACGAGUUGCUGCCUCUUACGUUUCUUUCUUAGAGUAAUGCUAAUUAACAAUGUUUUUACUUGUCAUGGGUAAUGGUCCCCUUCAUUCAUCCUCUUUAGUGCUUAAUGACUCAUCAAGCUCACGGCUAAUACUUAGUUUGUUUUCUUCGUAUUAUGUUUUCCUUCUCAUUUGAAAGCAAGAUCGAUGCACAUCGGUACUAUUUUCUGGUGACUUACUUGGCUGAUAUUUUAAAUUUAUAGCAAAAUUGGAAAAAUGUGAUAAAUAUAAAUGAUCCAUUUCUUCGCUGUGAUAUGAAAAGAUAGUGUUCUAUCAGGUAAAAUCAUAUGGUUUUUUUUUUACAAAGUUUAUGUUAUUUAAAACAAACAGCACACAAUAUGUGAUUCUAUUUAUUUAUAAAUUUUUCCAUCCGUAGAUUUUGCAAAUAAGAAGGUAUGAUUUAUUUAUAUAGUUUAUAUGUUCUUAAAUCUAUUCAGAUUACAACAGUCAAGUUUAUUUUUAAAUUUCGACCUAUAUAUAAAAUGGCUAGGAAUACAAUUUGAUUUGACUUGAUCGCGUGGUUGAUGAGGCUUUAUCACAAGUUCAUAACAAAUGAGAAGGAUUAUAUUAAGAUUUACGGUGUACACCAGUUAAGCCUCGUGAAUUAGCUGUUACCCUCAUUUCAUUCAUCUAUGAAUUAGAAUGCAUCUCGUCAAUACCAAGCCACAAAGAACAAAUAAUAAAUUUUAUCCUUAUAGUUGGUUUUAUCUAUAACUUUCCGUGUGCAAACCCAAAUUCAUUUACCUUCGGAACCUUGGAUAAUCGAGUUACACUUGCAAACUUGCCUGCCCUGUCAGAUGAGCGGAAGCAGAGCAGGAUGGUAUUGAACCGCGAGUCGUCUGGGACAACCGGCAACACCUAAGCAAGUUGUGUUGUUGUGAUGGUCUUUGUCAAGAUAAUUAAAAGAAGUGACAUAACUAUGUAUAUCAUCUAAGUGAAUUAAAUCUUUUUUUUUUUUUUGCCAUCUGAUAUUUUAUUAACAACCAAAAACAAUUACAACAAAGUCCAAAGGAAAAAAGAGAAAAUACAAGGAGAGGCCCAACAAAGCCCAAUGUUCCAAAAAACCCAAAGGAAAGAGGUCGGCCAUUGAAACCACGCGUUAGACGGAAAGCGUGAGAGAGACACGUGCGGAACACUCAGCUAACGAGUUACACGCGUCGAAAGGAGCGGCCACCUGCUUCACGGAAAGAAAGUCGUCGCCGGAACGACCAUUCGAGGACCACCGGAACACACCGGAACAGGACAACAAGAAGGAAGAAACCGUCGAGACGACUUUAGUCAAUAAACGUACCAAACCACUGACCAUGCUAAUACCACGCUAAAAGCUCUCUGCUUAGAUUAAGGUUUCAAUUGAAAGCCACAACAUCUUAAUCCGAUAACCAAUCGAAUUUCAUAUUGAGGCUCAAUUAAAUAAAGAGGCACAUAAGCCGAGAGAGAAGACCACCGGAGAGACUCCGGAGGAGAAGCCGCCAUCAACAUCAACGGACGAUGCGAAGCGGAGCCAAGAGCCGGCAGACCAACACCGAAGAAGAUGGCAUGGUCUCCGGAGCCAAAAACCGACGACUGUAUCAAGGAGAUAACGCGCCGCCAUAACCGAGUGCCGGCCGACCACCAAGAGAAAAGGUGCGACGCCGGAAGGAGGGCCUAACCUUAGGCAUAGUGUUGCCGGAAAAUCUCUGGCCUGAAGUUUCAUCUCAUCAUCUUUCCUCUGUAAAAGAUACUAGAGAGAGAACAAAGGAAAAGAGAGAGAAAACUUUUUUUCGUUUUUCUAAGUGAAUUAAAUCUUUUUUUGUCAUACAUCUAAAAAUAUUUUAAAAUUUACUUUGCUUGAGUUUAGAAAAAUCUAGAAUCAGUGAUAUCAAAAGUUUUCGGUAUUCUGUGUGAGUAAGGACAAAGCAGAAGGUAGUGAUUACAGAAUCAAUAACAAGUUUUUCAAAUCUCCCAAAUAAUACACUAGCCAUCUGACAAAGGUGGAACCCACAAACCGAAAAACUGGCGUAAUGAUCUAUUGACCAUAGGCGGUUGGAAUGUUACACUGUGGUCCAUGGUUGCUCAUCGAUGAUAAUAAAUAUAUUGUAAAAUCUCUCGUCUACGAAGGUGUGAUUGGUAAACAAAUAGCAUAACUAGGUGGAAAAAAAAAAGAAAAAAAAUGGAGAAAACAUGUUACUCUUGUUUUCAGUUCAUUUUAAGUAGAGAAAUUUAUAACUAAGCUUCAAGUCUUUACUUGGAUGAUAAAAGUGACACAGAAAAUAUAUCAUCUUAUAUGACAAUUGAUAACAGGUCAUGUGGCAGUAACGAGAAAUUUGAUACAGUGUAAUAUGAAAUGUGAUAAGUAUUCCUGCGAUGUGGAGAACCAGAAGAAUCGGUUACUCGUACUAUCUUUGAAUGUCUGCCAGCUCUACAAGCUUGAUCUCUAUCAGCAACACCAACAAGUCCAUAUAUCUUUCUUAUGCCAAGUGUUUAUGCUAAUAUAGACUAUCUAUUCUGGAGAAAGAACAUCAUUGUCGAGUCAUAAUUAAACAGAGAUCCUUAUCUCAUGAUAAUCUAAUAUAGGGGGUAAACAGGGAUCCACUAGAGCUAGUUCGUUAUGCAGAGAGUGAGUGUCAAGCCUAGUUCAACGCAAACAAGAUGGUGCCACCUAUUCCACAAGAUCACAUUAUUGAGGAACCUCAAGUUUUAAGCUUGGGUAAUAUAUGCAUGAUAGACGGGUCUUGGACAUCUACAUCACAAUUCAGUGAAUGUGGAUGGGUUUGGAUGGAUAGUUUGAGGAAUGUUCAACUUAUGGGGACACAAAAUUACCCACAAAGAGAAUCUGCUUUGCAUUCAGAAGUGGAAGCACUACGAUAGACGAUGGAAAGAUACUCCAGCAUUCAAUAUGUCAGAGCUUUGGGACGAAUUGCAAGGAUUUGAUUGCCAUGAUUAAGGAGCUUCAUGCUUGGCCAAGCUUUGCAACAGAAUUGGAGAGGAUAGAGACUCUGUAAAUAUGCUUUUCAGACUUCAAGAUCAUUCAUAUUUCACGAGCACAAAAUCAUAUUUUAUACUCUUUAGCUAAGACUAUGAAAUCUUUCUAUAGAGAUCUAUGUUUUAUUAGUUGUUUUAUUCCGGUUUGGUUACUCAAACCAUCUCAAGUUUGGGUAAUAGAAUAGCGUUUCGUUGUAAAAAAGAAAAGAGAUGGUUCGUCAAAACCAAGACAUUUUUCUCUUAGUUUGCAUUUUCACGUAAUUGCGAAGAAGUUGGAAUUAGAGUAAAAGUCAAACCUAGAGUAAGUUUUACUGCAUACAGUCACACCUUUGGUUGUCAACUAUCUAACACUAGAAAUGGUAUAGAGAAUAAAGUCACUUUAUACUACAUUAUUAGUUUUUUUUUUCCGUCAAAAUUUUUAUUUAGAUUAAUGAUAAUACCGGGCCAAGCCCAAAUUACAAAAUCGGAAGCCCAAACACAUAAACAAAAGGCACGAAGCCCAUAAGCCAAACCGGCUACAGUCUAACCGCUAUAAACGGCCCGCGGCCCAAACCAAUCAAGCCCAACCGACGUCGGCUGGAUCAAACGCGUCGAGGAGACUGGCUGCUGAAAACGUGGAAGCAUCUGCGCCAUCGAAUCGACACGCGUCGCACACCGUCUCAACCUGACCGUCUCCGCCUCGAGACGCCGUCGGAGCCAUCUAACCGUGCUUCGUUUCGCCGGAUCUCAUACCCCGCAACAAAACACCUUCCUUCCCGGUGGUCCUCCACCGAAAGCGUCAUCGGACAAACCGCGCUCUCAUCCGGACCACCCACUCUUCUCACACCACAAUCUCAGCUAACUUCUCGUGUCGGCGGUCUCAUAGACGGAGAGCUUCAUCUUCUUCUAAGAUCUCAUCCGCACUAUCUCGUUUCCACCCGAGCCGACAAGAACAAAACCCUAACCGAACUUUCACCGCUAACACCCAAAUUUCCAACGGGUUCCAAACCGGCAGCGUGGAGCUACUGUAACCUCCACCCUCCGGAGACAAGACGGCGACGACGGAGCUAGGUAAGCCUCCCCCUCCUGAAGACAGAACCGACGGCGGCGGAGUAAAAAGAGCCUCCACCUCCCGGAAUCGAACCUUGAUCUAAACGAACCGCCUCUCCUCCAUCGAAAACCUUCCCACUACCGCGUCCUCACUCCACACAAACGACCACCAUACACCAUGGAUUAGGCCGGAGCCAGAGGUCGGACAAGGCGAAGAUGGGGGGAUACGAAAGAGAGGCCUUAAGAAAGCUUUUAUACGACAGAACCGCGGUUCCGGCGACGGCACGCGCGCAGACGCGCCGGCCGCUCACCGGAACCACAAGGAGAUCUACUUUACUUCUCUCUCUUUUCUCUCUUCUACUUACGGUGAUUUGAUUAUUACUACAUUAUUAGUUUAUUGCCCACAAAUUUCAAAAAAACCAUUGGAUUUUUAAUUAAAACAUGCUCUUAAAAAGUAGAUAUGGUAGGAAGGUUCCUCGAUAAGAAACAUGGUGCGUUUACGAGUUGCUGCCUCUCACACUUUCUUCCUUAUAAUAAUUAAUAAAAUUGAACUUUGAUUGUCCCGUAAUAGUUCCUUUUAUUACCCUCUACCUUCAGUGCUUUGUUACUCAUCAAGCUCAUGAUUAGAACUUGUCUAAAACUUCGUUCUAUCCUUUACUAUUCAAGUGCUAUUCUCUUUAAACUAUUCAAAUGGCAACAAUCAAAUCAGUUUCUAAACUCAGUAGACAUAUAAAUGACUAAGAUCUACAAUUGGAUGUACAAUAACAUUAUUGCGUGAGUGAUGAAACUUUAUCACCACCAAUGAGAUAUAUAUUAUAUACAAAAAUAGGCUUUGUGGAUUAGUAGUUAUCAAUGUGAGGUCACUAACCACAAUUUAUUCAUCUAUAAGAGCCCAACUAGAGUCUAGAGUACAUCACAUUAGCACCAUCAUACUUAAGUCACGAGCGAACACAAAAUACUUUUCUCUAAUAUGGAUGGUUUUGUCUAUAACCUUCCGGGCGCAAACCCUAAUCAACAUUUCUUUAAUAACCAAGUUCCACUUGUAAACUUGUCUGCCACGUCAGAUGAGUCUAACCGGAGUGCAGAGGAUGAUGAGAAGAAACGGAGGAGGAAGGUUUCGAACCGGGAAUCAGCUCGGAGAUCGCGUAUGCGGAAAAGGCGACACCUGAACGAGUUGUGGUCCAUGCUUGUUCAUCUCAUCAACGAGAACAAAUGCCUGGUCGAUGAGCUAAGCCGAGCCAAUGAGGGCUACGAGGAUGUUGUUGAAGAGAACAAGAAACUUCGGGAAGAAAAUUCCAAGUUGAGAAAGAUGAUUGGUGAGAUAGGUUUCUAAUGUAGAGAGCGAUCAGAUUCUGGACCAUUUGAUCGACUCGCAGUCGUGUUGUUUUCAUCUUUUUAAUGAAGAUCAGCGAAUGCAAAAUAUUUGGUAUUCAAAUGUUUUUCUUUAAUAAAGGGCGAAUAACAAAUAUACGGGCAUAUCUCCUAAAACAUCCUAAAACAAGUUUUUAUGAUUAAAAUAAAUGAUCAAAAUAAAUUUCAUUAAAAGCCAAAAACUAAUAUACAUUUAAUGAAGAUAAAUUCCUUAAUAUAGUUUUUUUCACAAAAAUAGACCUCAAGAAAAAAAUAACCAAAAUAAGUUUUAUUAAAAGGUAAAUAUGCAUUUAUACCCAAUGUUGACUAAUCUAGACUUAGAGUUUAGAGCUAAGAGUGUGGUUUUAGAAAUACGUUUCAAAUUUUAAAAAAUAAAAAAUAAAUAUUAAAAUGUUCAAAAUAAAAAGUGCUAUUUUGGUCAUUUUAUUUUUUGAGUGCUAUUUUUGUGAUAAAAACUUAAAAAUAACUAUUAAAGAGAAUUACUCUUUAAUGAAUAAUACAUUUAAUUCAAUAAAUAUUUUUAAAAUAUUUAUUAUUUAAAAAAAAUUACCCUAAGCCUUAAAAUUAGACACUAAAGUCUAAUCCCGAGAAUCCCAAUCUCCAAAACUAAACUAUAAUUUUAGACAAAAUAACCUAAUAGAUAUAUGUGUCUUUAAACCAUAUAUUGAAUGCUAUUUGUCUUCUUGGAAGAAGGUGAGCACGGCUCUGUUUACACAUGCUAUUCGUGCAUGUGUUAAUUGUUUUGAUGUUUGACUAUUUUUUUUGUCGGCUAUGUGUGAAUCUGUUAAAGUGGGUGUUAUUUUCACGAAUCAAAGAUAAAAUCAUCAGUGUUAUAGUUUCCUUUUCUAAUCCUAAAAUUUGGAUCUUAAUAUAUGUUUGAUUGGAGUAUUUCCAAUUUAUUAUUGGGCGAAUCUCCCAAAAGAUUAUAAAAAAGUUUUUUUGACUAAAAAAACACACAA